AUGUACGCCUCGACCCACCACCAAUGCGGCCUGUGGAAGCGCGAAAACCGCAAAAUCCACUUGCACCAUGUUGAGAUAAGCUAUCGCAACAGAUCUAUCUUGCGCAUGAGUCCUCCGUGCCAUGUUGUGGCCGAGGAAGACGCGUUUCUUCUCUGCGGCGCGAUUGAACGCCGUCGAUAUGACGUGAGCGGGCUAGCAGGAUGCCAAAAAAGUACUCAGAGCUCGCGCGUUGUCCUACUUCAGACCCCCUUGAAUCACAAUGCCACGAUUCAAACUCUGGGGCGAGUUCACCGACUCGGACUAACGCGCCAGCAACGUACCUGGAUCUUUUUCCAGGACCACACAAUCCAACUUUCUGUGGAAUACAAUGCUACAAAAAAGAUGCUUGCCCAGCUAGCUGGUGAUUAUAGGCUCUACUUAGAAGAGAUGUCCGACGACAACUUUUCUAUUGAAGACCGAUCAUACAAACUGUUAGCACAGAUCCUUGGUCAUCACCCUCUAGCACCUGAACUUCGCCACAUGGAGGACUAUACCCAACUUAGGGCGCCUCACACCAAAGAUGAAGCUCCCCCUCCAGUCAAAUCCCUCAUCUCUACUAACUCCGAAGAUUCUUCUUCGGAUACACAAGAUUUUAAAUCACCCAAGAGCAACAACCCCUCCCCGCCCCCACAGCAUACUCAAACUCCUGGCUGUGAAAGUGAUUUAUCCGACGAUGAGUCUGACUCUGACUUUUCCCCCGCCUCCCCCUGA
Messenger RNA from Penicillium brevicompactum, 750 nucleotides. RefSeq lists its product as uncharacterized. The transcript has 2 exons. The record is from RefSeq and is a predicted model, not a curated record. The coding region runs from base 1 to 750 and encodes 249 amino acids. NCBI's taxonomy places the organism in Eukaryota, Fungi, Ascomycota, Eurotiomycetes, Eurotiales, Aspergillaceae.